Zeugodacus cucurbitae (melon fly) is the source of this 995-nucleotide messenger RNA. RefSeq names its product proteasome subunit alpha type-3. Lineage: Eukaryota; Metazoa; Arthropoda; Insecta; Diptera; Tephritidae. The record is from RefSeq and is a predicted model, not a curated record. The transcript has 3 exons. The coding region runs from base 145 to 906 and encodes 253 amino acids. Gene Ontology annotation, cellular component: nucleus; proteasome core complex, alpha-subunit complex; synapse. Gene Ontology annotation, biological process: ubiquitin-dependent protein catabolic process.
AAAAGUCAAAAUUGAUUGUCAAACUUCUAACCUAACUAUACGCAAAAUAAGCCGUUUCAUCGCUCGCAAACAAAACUAAAGCUGUCAAAUUUUUACUAUUUUACCAUUGCUAUUAUAAAGUAGUGAAAUUAAAAAUUAUUAAAAAUGAGUUCAAUUGGUACUGGGUACGAUCUGUCGGCAUCACAAUUUUCACCUGAUGGACGUGUCUACCAAAUUGAGUACGCUGGUAAAGCGGUAGAAAUGAGUGGAACAGUAAUAGGAAUGCGUGGAAAAGAUGGUAUUGUUUUGGCCGUGGAGAAAAUCGUUACCAGUGCUUUAUAUGAAGAUGACGCGGCUACUCGCAUAUUUACUGUAGACAAAAACAUUGGCAUUGCUAUUGCUGGUCUACUAGCUGAUGGACGAUAUAUAGUAGAUAUUGCUCGGCAAGAGGCCGCAAACUUCCGUCAACAAUUCGAACGUACAAUACCAUUGAAACAGUUAACUGAGCGUGUAUCAGCUUACGUGCAUGCCUAUACGUUGUACAGUGCAGUGCGUCCAUUUGGUGUAUCUGUUAUAUUGGCGUCAUGGGAUGAGGAGCAAGGUCCACAACUAUAUAAAAUCGAGCCUUCUGGUACGUCUUUUGGAUAUUUUGCCUGUGCUAGCGGAAAGGCAGAACAGCAAGCUAAAACAGAAAUGGAAAAAUUAAAAUUUGCUGAAAUGAGUGUAGACGAUUUAGUUCAAAAUGCUGGUAAAAUAAUUUACCUAGUGCAUGAUGAACUCCGAAAUAAAGAUUUUCAUUUCGAAAUGAGCCUGGUAAGCAAAGACACAAAAGGUCUACAUCGUUUAAAUCCCCAACCAUGGUACGAUCAGGCUGUUCAAGCUGGUCUAGCGGCAAAGAAUGAAGACGAUAGUGAUAAUGAGAUAUAAGAAGUUUUUUAUUUAAUUUUAAAUCUCGAUAUAGUAACUAAUCCAUUUGAUUUGGUUUAAAAUACUUCAACAUGGUUUGACCUAUAAAA